AUGACACGCACGGUGCUUGCUGUGGAUCGGGCCGCCUGCCGGGCCUGUCAGGGUCGGGGGCGAGUGCGGGGGACCCACACGGCGGCAGCCAAUGGGCGUGGAGCUGAGCUGAGCUCGACCUCUGCAAUGACCGAGGGACCUGGGCCUGGCCACUCAGGGGUGGUCACAGGCACGGGACCUCCUCUAAGCUGCAACUGUCAGCCUCUGUGUCCAUCUUCAGGCGGCGAGGAGCUAAGAGUGAAAGAGCGCCCACUGUGGGCCAGGCACAGUGCCCAGCAUCGCACCUGCCACGUCCCAGGAGCCUUCUGCUUCCCAGUCUACAGAAGGGGAAACCGAGGCUCGGGGAGACAGUCACGGAGUAGAAGACAGCCUUGUGUGAACUGCUCUCAUGAGGACAUCCUGUGUGAGCGGAAGGCUUUGGAGUUGAAGGCACAUAGACACAUGGUGUUCAAGGGACAGAGCCUCUUCGGGGAUGACCACUCUGUGCAGGUCCUGAGCCAUCACUGGGCCGACCCGUUUGACUUUUCCAAGCCGGAAACUGAGGUCAGAGCAGGGGAACAGCCACGGUCACACAGCAAAAGUGGCAAACUCAGCAGAGAUCCAAGGCUGACCAAGAAUAGCCCUGGCAAGGAGGAGGCAUUUAUAGGACGCCUGUGACGUGCCACACUCUGCUCC
This is a messenger RNA of Fukomys damarensis (Damara mole-rat), 675 nucleotides long. RefSeq lists its product as uncharacterized. The transcript is spliced from 4 exons. Bases 1 to 657 code for a protein of 218 amino acids. The record is from RefSeq and is a predicted model, not a curated record. NCBI's taxonomy places the organism in Eukaryota, Metazoa, Chordata, Mammalia, Rodentia, Bathyergidae.